Messenger RNA from Vitis riparia (riverbank grape), 1258 nucleotides. Its product is annotated as carbonic anhydrase 2-like. The record is from RefSeq and is a predicted model, not a curated record. Lineage: Eukaryota; Viridiplantae; Streptophyta; Magnoliopsida; Vitales; Vitaceae. Gene Ontology annotation, molecular function: zinc ion binding; carbonate dehydratase activity. The transcript is spliced from 10 exons. Gene Ontology annotation, biological process: carbon utilization. Bases 201 to 1034 code for a protein of 277 amino acids.
UGAGCAGAGCUUUUUCUGCUGCAGUCUCACCUUUUAUGUCCCCCGUCCAGUUCCCAUCCAACGAAAGCAACACUAAACUGUUCUCCAAUUCCCCCCACCCCAUUUGCUCCAACAGGCCUUCUACAAGCACCGCCAUUUGCGCAUCCCAAAAGCUAACCUCUACUUUGUCUUACAGGUGAAAGGAGAAGGGAGAGACCAUCAUGUCUGGAAAACUUAGAAAGUGUGUGAUGCUAUGCUGUGGAGGAAAGCCCCCAAGUAAAGAUAUGGCGACUGAUUCAUGCGAGGACGCCAUUGCAGAACUGCAGAAACUUCUCAGCGAGAAAUGUGGCCUCGAAACCGUCGCCGCCGCAAAAAUCAAGCAGAUAACGGCCGAGUUAGAGAAAACCGGUUCCGAACCGUUUGAUGCAGUCGAAAGGAUAAAAACCGGGUUCGGUCGCUUCAAGACAGAGAAAUACGAGAAGAAUCCUACUUUGUACGACGAGCUUGCCAAAGGCCAGAGCCCCAAGUUUAUGGUGUUCGCCUGCUCAGACUCUCGAGUUUGCCCUUCACAUAUCCUGGAUUUUCAGCCAGGGGAGGCAUUUAUGGUCCGAAACAUUGCAAACAUGGUUCCGCCUUAUGAUCAGACCAAAUACUCUGGAGUUGGGGCGGCCAUUGAAUAUGCAGUAUUGCAUCUCAAGGUGGAGAAUAUUGUAGUCAUUGGACACAGCUGUUGUGGAGGGAUAAAGGGGCUCAUGUCUAUCCCAGAUGAUGGGACCACUGCUAGUGACUUCAUAGAACAGUGGGUCCAAAUCUGUUCACCUGCCAAGUCCAAGGUGAAAACAGAAUACACUGAUCUGACUUUCGCGGAGCAGUGCACUAACUGUGAGAAGGAGGCUGUGAAUGUAUCCCUGGGAAACCUGUUAACCUACCCAUUUGUCAGAGAAGCUGUGGUGAAGAAAACCCUAGCUCUGAAGGGUGCACACUACGAUUUUGUCAACGGAUCUUUCGAGCUCUGGAGUUUUGAAGUUAACCUUUCCCCCCCUCUACCUGCGUGAGAAUCCAUACAACCUGAAAUCAUUUCCUUCUAUAUAUAGUUUUCGAUGCAUGCUGUACAUGUUCGCAUGAACAUAAUUUAUCUGACAAAAAUAAAGGAUCCUUGCUGGCUUGUAUCUUCCAUAAACUAUAUAGUUGUCCUUUCGAGGUUUAUUUGGUCGACUCCGGCUUUCUGGAUAUUGUAUAUUUGCUAUCAUUUUCGUAAGCUAUCCAAACCCUUGUUGAA